AUGGCGUCUUCCGACCAGUCCCUGUCGCUCCGCCCCAAAGGCUCAGAUAUUCCCCAUCCACUCCCUAGUCUGACUGAGCAUGAGCUCGGCCUCAGAUUGAUUUCUACUACCGAGCUGUCGACUGAGAUACAGACCUAUGAUCGUGCAUUCAUCAUGCGCGCCGAACAGGCGGCUCUCAUUCUGAUUGUAGAAAAGAGAGAGUUCGAGCACGACGACGGUCUACUAUCGACAGAGAAUUGGACACCUCCAGACCUGAAAAAGCGAUUGGAGAAUGCCUCCCCGUUUUGCAAGCAUUAUAUGCUUCACCUCAACCCCGAUAAUCUCAAACGUGACGCCUGGCGACACGCGCUGUAUCGAGCGCCGCUUGCAGCGCCAGCCUUUACCCAUGAACUCAUUUGCAAAGCCGACUGGUACACACUCAAGCAAUCGAUGUGGUACGAACUACGAUUUCAGACCAAGUCACAUCUCCAAGAUCUCUCUGACCCUGUGGAGGAGAUCGCCAAAUGUCGGAAACGCGAUAAGGACGUCUGUGCGGUAACAGGAAACCGUGACCCUGUAGUCUUCUUGUUCGUCCCGCGCAUUUGGAAUGACACCAAGGAUCACAAUGAUGCCACGGGCAACCUAGCGGAUUCAAGCCUGGAUGUGGCCGAUGUUGAUAUUCUGGGUAAUAUCCUUAGCGGAAAGGAGCUUGGUAAAACCCAUAAAGCCUGGAAUAUGCUGCUCGUUGACCCGGAUCUGUAUGCAUGCCUCGUCCAGGGUCUCUGUGCGUUCAAGUUUGAGGCGAUUGAGGAGAUUCAGAAACCCACCCUACACGACAAUGAUCGAGAUGAUGAUCGCAAUGGCGAGAAUGUCCAUAUCGUAUUGCGGUUCUAUUGGAUGCCCAAGUUGACACCACGAUUCAACCAAGUAGCCACCGUGGAAGACAUGAAGACCAUCGCAACAGAAUUCAAUGAUUUUGUUGCCCUGGGCUGUCCCCCACCGAAUGGCUGUCCUAAGACUCUUACGACACUGAAAUCGGGUGAUCUUGUCCGAUUGUUGAGAACAAGUAAAGAAGAAGCGCAAAAGCUCAAGUCCGCAGUUAAGAUUCACUGGAACUGUAUACUGUAUACAGCUCUUUGCGGUGGUGUCGGGCUUGCUCAUUUUAUGACUGGCAUGGACCAGAGCGACGGGUCCUUGCAGCUCAGGGACGAAGAAUACCGACAGGAGGCGGCGCGGGACCUACGCCUCGGAAAGACCUUAACUAGGACUAUUGGGAAUUGGUUAGAAGGAGCUGCAAGCGUCUUUUCAAAGACGGCUCGGUCAACUGUCGCUGGUGCCAGCUCAUUGAACAGCAAGGCUGUGUCGGAUAAUGGUAAAGGAUCCAGCUCAGACGAGGCUGGGUCGGCCGGAGGUGAACAGUCAUCUGAGAAGUGA
This is a messenger RNA of Fusarium coffeatum, 1413 nucleotides long. RefSeq lists its product as uncharacterized. Lineage: Eukaryota; Fungi; Ascomycota; Sordariomycetes; Hypocreales; Nectriaceae. The coding region runs from base 1 to 1413 and encodes 470 amino acids. The transcript has 2 exons. The record is from RefSeq and is a predicted model, not a curated record.